AACUACUAAACGUUGUUGCGUUUGAAAAAUCAAAGAAACAAAAAAUAUCCAAAAAAAACCAGAAGAAGAAGAAAAAUCGUUGAAGGCGAAAAUGGGAGCGGUGAACAACAUCUGGAACGCCAAAGAAGUAGCUGAAGCUCCGGAUAACUCUGCCAUCCAAAUCCGCUUUUCUUCUCAAUCCGUCGACCCUUCCCUCCCUCUCCCCCAAAUCACGCCGCUCGUUACGAAGCUGUGCAAGGAUCUGUUCAAGGAAUGGUCGGAUUUGGACGAUUCUCGCUUCUCCGUCGAGACGGUUUCCGGCGGCAUCACGAAUCUCUUACUGAAGGCUACUGUGAAGGAGGAUGAUGGAAAUGAGGUUUCGGUGACGGUGAGGCUGUAUGGACCUAACACUGAUUAUGUGAUCAAUCGCGAGCGCGAAUUGCAGGCAAUCAAGUACCUCUCGGCUGCGGGGUUUGGUGCGAGUUUGCUUGCAGUUUUUGGAAAUGGAAUGGUGCAGUCGUUUAUAAAUGCACGUACACUCGUCCCAUUAGACAUGAGAGAUCCAAAGCUGGCUGCUGAUAUUGCCAAGGAACUACGUCGGUUCCAUCAGGUGGAAAUUCCUGGUUCUAAGGAACCUCAGCUGUGGACCGACAUUUUCAAGUUCUACGAGAAAGCCUCUGCUCUUGAAUUUGAUGACAACGAGAAGCAGAAGAUCUACGAAACCAUUUCAUUUAGUGAAGUUCACAAUGAACUCGUUGAGGUCAAGGAAUUGACUAGCCAUUUUAAUGCUCCCGUGGUUUUUUGUCACAAUGACUUGCUUUCUGGAAAUAUAAUGGUGAAUGACGAAGAAGAGAAACUCUACUUCAUUGAUUUUGAGUAUGGAUCAUACAAUUACAGAGGCUUUGACAUCGGUAAUCACUUCAAUGAAUAUGCAGGCUAUGAAUGUGACUACAGCUUAUACCCAACCAAGGAAGAACAAUACCAUUUCUUCAGGCAUUAUUUGGGACCUGAAAAACCACAAGCGGUAUCGGACAAAGAUCUUGAAGCUCUAUAUAUUGAGGCAAAUACAUAUAUGUUAGCUUCACACUUGUACUGGGCUUUAUGGGGAUUAAUCCAGGCAAAGUUUUCCCCAAUCGAGUUCGAUUAUCUCAGUUAUUUCUUCCUGCGAUACAACGAAUACAAAAAGCAGAAGGAAAAGUGCUUAUUGUUGGCAAGAUCAUUCCUCUCACGAUCUAAUGCAGGGUAACGCGUAACGCACAAGCACCUGCCUGUAUGUUAUGAAUAUGUAGGGAGUGCUAUUCUUUUUAGUCUGUUACCAUCAGGUGAUGUUGUAAUAUAUUUUUUUGUAGCGAUGAAAAUUAGACAAUACGAGCAAAUAACUUGUAUUAGGGGCUCUCCGAAGCACUGUAAUGCAAAGAAACUAGUGUAUUCUAUCAAUGUAAUAUUUUUGUGCUCUCAUUCAUGUCAACAGUUGUGAGAACAUUCUUGAUUAAAUUUGUUGAAUAUUACUUGCAGCAA
Fragaria vesca subsp. vesca is the source of this 1497-nucleotide messenger RNA. RefSeq names its product probable ethanolamine kinase A-like. Bases 92 to 1225 code for a protein of 377 amino acids. Gene Ontology annotation, biological process: phosphatidylethanolamine biosynthetic process; phosphatidylcholine biosynthetic process. Gene Ontology annotation, molecular function: ethanolamine kinase activity; choline kinase activity. Gene Ontology annotation, cellular component: cytoplasm. The record is from RefSeq and is a predicted model, not a curated record. The transcript has 11 exons. Lineage: Eukaryota; Viridiplantae; Streptophyta; Magnoliopsida; Rosales; Rosaceae.